Frankliniella occidentalis (western flower thrips) is the source of this 2417-nucleotide messenger RNA. It is a transcript of the gene Tom70, whose product is annotated as mitochondrial import receptor subunit TOM70. The coding region runs from base 33 to 1775 and encodes 580 amino acids. The transcript has 10 exons. The record is from RefSeq and is a predicted model, not a curated record. Lineage: Eukaryota; Metazoa; Arthropoda; Insecta; Thysanoptera; Thripidae. Gene Ontology annotation, molecular function: protein binding.
GGCGGUGACCGUUCUUCACACUCUCGAGUGUCAUGGCGGCGGUCAGCAGAGCAGGACCUUGGAGCCCGGGUGGGAAUUCUUGGUCAAAAUGGCAAGUUGCCGUUGUCGUUGGGGCUCCUCUGGCAGUAGCUGGUGUCAGCUACUGGUAUUACCGAAAAUCUGGAAAAAUUCGCAACCGCAACUCUUCCGGCACCUCAACGAACGGCAACCCAACCUCAAAGACCCCCUCUAUGGAAGGUCCGGAUAACACCGCUGAAUCUAUAGAAGCAAUGAUUGCGAACGAAAAGGAUUCCUUCAAGAGGGCCCAAAUUUAUAAGAAUGAAGGCAACAAGUUAUUUAAAGCUGGAAAAUAUGAUGAUGCCAUCUUAAUGUACACCAAGGCUAUAGAAGCUUGUCCAAGUACUGAAAAAUCGGAUAUAUUUUAUCAAAACCGUGCUGCAGCUUAUGAGCAACUGCGUAAAUAUUCCAAAGUGAUAGAAGAUUGCUCUGUGGCUCUAGAGCUUAACCCCAGAUAUGUCAAAGCUCUUCAACGGAGGGCCAAAGCUUUGGAACAAACAGAAGAGUUGGAGCAAUGCCUGGAAGAUGUCACAGCAGUGUGUAUUAUAGAGGCAUUCCAAAACCAAUCUUCCAUUGUCCAGGCUGACCGUGUUCUCAAGGCUCUAGGUCGAAAGCAUGCCAAAGAAGCCAUUAAACAUCGAAAGCCUCAAAUGCCAUCAAAAUAUUUUAUUCGAACGUUCCUGUCAGCAUUUAGUGAAGAUCCUCUCCAAAAAAUGAUUAAGUCUGAGUACCCCCCUGAGAGACUCAAAUCAGAAGACCUUGCAUCUAAAAAGGGUUUUGAGAAGGCAAAGCAUGCUUUUGCAAUUGGAGACUAUGACCAAAUUGUGGCAGCCUGCUCAGAGGAGAUUGAUUCAGUUGAAGCAGAUGGUGGAAGUACUAUGGCUGCACUCUUGUUGAGAGGCACUUUUUAUCUUUGGCUUGGGGAAAUGAAGAAUGCUGCAGCUGACUUGGAAGCUGUAAUUGAAAAUGAAAUGGCGGAUAAAAAGCUGCGUGUCAAUGCUUUAAUCAAAAGAGCCUCAUUGCAUGUGCAAAUGGAUGUGCCAAACCGCUCCUUUGAGGACUUCGAGAAAGCUGCUAAUCUUGAUCCUGAAAACUCUGAUGUAUACCACCAUAGGGGUCAGAUGAACCUUCUGCUUGAAAAGGCUGAGGAGGCAAAGAGCGACUUUGCUCGAGCAGUGGAGCUGAAUCCUACCUUCCCCAUUGCAUAUGUGCAAAAGUGUUACAUUGAUUACCGCUUCAGUUCAAUGACGAAUGGGCCUUCAGCAUUUAAAAGUGCGCAAAAGUGUUUUGAGGAAGCAAUCCAAAAGUUCCCAGAUUGUCAGGAGUGUUACAUGCUUUAUGCUCAGGUUUUGACUGACAAAGGAAACUUUGAAGAUGCUGACAAAUAUUUUGAAAAAGCAAUGAAGCUUGAUCCUUCUAAUGCCACAUUAGUUGUGCACAGAGGUCUCCUGCAAUUGCAGUGGAAGAAUGAUGUUGAUAAAGCACUUAAAUUUAUUGAGGAUGCUAUUAAUAUUGACAGUAAGUGUGAAUUCGCAUAUGAAACUCUAGGCACCAUUGAAGUUCAGAGAGGCAACUUAAAACGAGCUGUUGAGCUGUUUGAUAAAGCCAUUCCACUAUCCAAGACAGAAUUUGAAAUGUCUCAUCUGUAUGCAUUGCGUGAUGCGGCUGUGGCACAGGAGAAGGUGGCAACGAAGCUAGGCCUUAGUACUGGACUUUAACUAUAUGAGAUGAAGAUGAAGAAAAAGAAAUAGUUCUGUGAGGAAUGUAUCUUUUAAAUUUUUUCUUGAAAGGCCUUGAUUGGUUAAGUAAUGGCUGUGUAAGGUGUACAUUUUUCUCUGUACUUAACACUUUAAAACAAAGUAGAUAUUGUUUUGAAUGAAUCCUGAUUUGUAUAGAAUGUCAGAAUUUUCUACUUCUUCCAAGUUCUGCUCUGAGUGGUUCUAGGUAGGAUCACCCUUCCUCAUACAAAUUUGUUAACAGUACAUUUUCAAUAAUUAACUUGAAUGUCAUUAACUAUGUAGAACUUGUCAGUUCUGGAUAUUUUUUUUAGUCAUUUAUCAUUCAUAUGCAUUUAUUGUUAGUACUAUUUUUUUGUAGCUUUGUUGCAUUUUUAUAUUAAUAAAAUGAUGUAGGAAAAGUGUUUUAGGCUUUGGCUCUAUUAUUCUUUACCAAUGUACCCUGUUCAUGUAUGAAAGAAGGUUAAUUCAGAUUGUGUUCAUUUUUGAGAGUUGUGAAAUGAUGUAUUAUUGUCCUGUUAGCACUGUUAUAUUUUACAAUGUGAUUUAAAGAGAAAGUUAAACUUAGAAAAGCUGUUACACAUUCUUGUAAAAGGAAAUAAAAAAGAACUGUUAGACAGGUGA